Phymastichus coffea is the source of this 4199-nucleotide messenger RNA. RefSeq names its product ubiquitin-conjugating enzyme E2-24 kDa (gene Ubc2). The record is from RefSeq and is a predicted model, not a curated record. Lineage: Eukaryota; Metazoa; Arthropoda; Insecta; Hymenoptera; Eulophidae. The transcript is spliced from 7 exons. The coding region runs from base 497 to 1057 and encodes 186 amino acids. Gene Ontology annotation, cellular component: nucleus. Gene Ontology annotation, molecular function: ubiquitin conjugating enzyme activity. Gene Ontology annotation, biological process: protein polyubiquitination.
CUGAGACAGAGACGGAGCGAGACGAGCCGACGACAACCCUCCCGCAAAGUCUUCCUUUGCAAAUAUUUACUGCCAUAAAGCUUACUUGACAUCUUUACAUCAAGAAAAGAUUUUAAAGUUGACGAAUUUGCUGUUGCUGCUGAGGCAAUUACUACACCUCUCGUAGUUUGUCUCUUUUUUGCGGAAGCAUUCGUAUAAGCAGCAACAAAGUUGCACGACUAAUUGAGAAAGAGCUUCGGACAGCCGGGACAUUCGGGGGAGGGACAGACAGAAAAAGGAAACGUGUAGGCAAGCAGAAGCUCACGCGAGAGCAGCUACACAGCAUCAGUAUCCAUUGUGCGUUUAGAGGUAGUUCGGCGUGUGUUGGUGUGUGAGAACGCGAGAGUGCGCAUACGCAGCAAGUGGAUCACCGGCACGCCGAGAAGCUGCUCUGCCUCGUCUUUCUCCCCAGGAGGCUAUCCCGUCCGACAAUUGCUGCACACUAACAAUAAGGAAAAUGGCAUCUGGAGCUGGGUCUAGUGGAACUGGCAGAGGCCGUGGAUCAUCUUUGGCUGACAACAAGCCAGAGAAUAAGGAGGCCAAACCUAAUCCAAAGAUGUCAAAAGCAUUAGGAACUUCUGCAAAAAGGAUACAAAAAGAACUAGCAGAAAUCACUCUGGAUCCACCUCCUAAUUGCAGUGCUGGACCAAAAGGCGAUAAUUUGUAUGAAUGGGUUUCUACAAUUUUAGGCCCACCAGGAUCAGUUUAUGAAGGUGGUGUUUUCUUUUUAGAUAUUCACUUUUCCCCAGAAUAUCCUUUCAAACCACCAAAGGUGACUUUUAGAACUCGAAUUUAUCAUUGCAAUAUUAACAGCCAAGGUGUUAUAUGUUUAGACAUCCUUAAAGAUAAUUGGUCACCAGCAUUAACUAUUUCAAAAGUACUGUUGUCCAUUUGUUCUCUUCUUACAGACUGCAAUCCUGCGGAUCCUCUGGUGGGCAGCAUAGCAACGCAAUACUUACAAAAUAGGGAAGAACACGAUCGCAUCGCACGUUUAUGGACGAAACGUUAUGCGACAUGAGCAAAUUUGCACGAAAUUACAAGCAACUCCUAUCAAGUUUCAUGCCAAUUUUAUAGCCCUCAUUAUGUUCAAAAAGCGUUGGUUCGAGUAAUUUAUAAUAUGUUUUUUUUGCCGUUAUUAAAAAAAUAGAGUAUUUUUUAUGUAGAUGAAGAACGGAGCACAAUUGAAUUUAAGAACCAUUUUAUUAUUCGAUUUUUUUACUUAUAACAAUUUACAAUACUAAUCAGUGCUAAAUAAUUAAACCUAAUAUAUCCAUCGAUCAGUGACGUAUAGUAGCUAAUUCAUUUGUGCGAAGUUUAUUUUACUGUCGACGAACUAGAAAAAAGGCAAAUGCGUGAACGGUGCUGUCUAAUAUUUGCUCGGCCGCGCGUCUCGUAUUUUUUCUCGCGCUUCGACCAAAGGUCACGCACAAUGUGCCUAAAAAUCAAGUGUAUUGUACGUUGAGGCAUGACUUUAGGAGUACUUUUUUUUCAACAAAAAACAACAAGGAAUGAAGUUCAAUUAUAAAAAGAUCGAAAACAGAUAAGCGAAAUUUAAAAAAAGGCGGAUAUAAGAUACCACGACGAGUUAGUAUUUAAUUAUUACACGAAAAACAAUAAACGAUAAAUUCCUAAGUUAUAAGUGAUUAGGUACUUAGGCAAUAAGGACGUGAAUUAAAACAGACCCACUUACCUGAAUGUUUUAAAUUUAUUAAUCAAUUUUUAGCGUUCGAAACUCGUAUUACUAUUGCUUGUUUAUUUUAACGUCAAGCUUCUCAUGAAUUUUCAGUUUUUCGAUUUUCACAAUAUUUAUUUUGGUCCGAUUAAUUGAAAAAAUUCAUAACUUUUAUCCAUCGAUCAAUUGAAAAAUAUUUUAUUUUUAAAUUAUAUGAUACAUAUACUGAUAGGAAGGGUAUAAUUUGUUUGUAUUUUGUAAACGUAUAAGAUGUAUUAGCUGGACGUGUAAGUUAAGUACGUUUUGGGGUCCACUACUAAAAGAAAAAAAUUGAUAAAUGCAAGUGAAUCAACUGUGACUGUAAAUAAAGUAUACCAAUAUCAUUUUGCUGUAUAUUCACGUUUGUGAUCGUCGAGGAAUGCCGAAUUCUGGAAUUUGUAUUCUCGCCUUCUCUUUUUGCUCCUUCGCAAGAUAAUUUUUUUAUAUACAAUUAAUAAAAAUGGUAGAGUGAGCUUGUAUGUAUGUGCGUGCGUUCGUAAAUUUUUGAAGAAAAAAAGAAUGAAUCGUUUAUCAAUAAGACGAAUAUUAUAACAUAGUAAUACAAACAUCGUAUAAAUAUUAAAAUGGUCAAUGAAAGCGUCUGGCAAAUCAGCAAAACUGUGUAGGCCAUAUUUUUCACGCUAAUUUUUUUUAAUUAAUAAAGGGUAAUAAAAAAAUACUGGUACCCAAUAAACAAGCUUGUGGAUUUUUUUUGUAAUGAAUGACAGUAAAGAAACUGGUGUUUGAUAACGAGACAAAAGAAUGUUUAUUGACAAAAAAGCUGCAAUGUAAUCAUAUUAACUCUAAAAAACAUUAUCCAUGCUUCCACAUUAUUUUUGUAAAAGUGAUAGAGUUUUAGAAGCAAGGCGGACUAAUCCACUUUGUAAAUAAUUGACUCUGCGCGCGUAGCUGUUCAAUCAUAAAUAGUAGGUGUCUGUAAGAUAUUACGUGUAUCUUAAUUGUUAUAAACAAAGUGUUAGUGGGCCAGUUGCAGUUCGUAACGAAAUCUUGCAAAGUUGAACAAUUUUUAAAAGAUUGAAAAAAAUAAUUAUAUAAUUUCUGCAAGGUUUAAAAUUGGAACAACUGUGACUGAAACGAAAUUAGGGAUGAAACAAGUAAGCACAAAAUGGCAUUGAGAACUGAGUAAAAAGAAUUGAAAUAUAGUUCGGCUAUGGCGUUGUACAAAUCUUAUUAAAAUAUUGUCAAAUUUUGUAUAUAUUUCCAGUCCAAAAUUUGCUGCACUAAAACUGUGGCUAUCUCUAUGAUCAAGUUUUUUUAUUUAAAUCACGACUCGCGUACCUGACGCGAUUCGUAAUCGAACUGCCAACUUUGCACACUAACACAUCUAUGUUCCUUGAAUCCCUGAUUGAAAUGGUGGAAAAAAUGCGGAAAGAGAAAGUAUAAAGCAGAAAAGUACCAAAACGACCACGGAGGUCUUCCCUUUGUAAAGAGAAAUUUUUUUGUUGACAUCAAUUUAGUUCGCAUCACAAAAUCAAUUAGAAAAUUGAGAGAGUUGUUUGAAGAGUAUUAAUGAAAUUGUUAUUUUCAAAACAAAAGUUAAUAUUUUAAAUUGUCAUUCCUACAGUUGACCGAUUUCAAAAUCUGUAAUUGUAUAUUUACUUGGAUUUUAGGCAAAGUAGAUGAUUAAAUACGUGAACAUUGUUGUGAGAAAUUCAGAAUUUGUAUAAAUUUCAUUUGUACAUAUUUUAUGCAUUUCACGCUGUCUUAUCAUAUACUUUGCUUGACAAAAAAUGAAAUAUCCAUUCAGCAGGUAUAUCGUUAAAGAAAAUUUCAUAAAUGUUUAUGUAAUUUGCAAAGUACAGAUAAUAGUUGGCAAGACUAAGUUUUCAUAUCAUCAUUAGAUUGGACGGAAAGAGUGCAAAAAUUGAUGUAGUUGAGUGAAUGUAUUUGAAAAACAGGUAAAAAGCAAGGGGAAAUGAAUAAAAUGUUUGGUCAUUAACUUUUCAAGCUAUGAACGAGUGAUCGAAUAAGCUUUCCCACAAAUUUAUCACCGCUAAUUGUGGGUCGGUACAAUCUCAUGUAAAUACACUUUCAUAACUUUUAUUCACACCGAUUUAAUGCAGCAUUCGCUUGUGUAUAAUGUUAGUGAUCACGUGUAAAGUAAAAUUAAUAAGCGAUACGCAAUUGCAAGGAAUGGAACGGCAGUUUUGGCUGAAAACAUCUUUGACGCGUUUCAGAAGACUUUGAAUGUCGAAAUGAAAACUAUCCUAACAAAAGUAAAUUUGAUUUUUCGUUCGUCUUAAGUCUGUCACAAAAGAAUAGAUUAAAUUGAUAAUGAUUCGUGCAAUGAAUCAUCUUCGAGCCCAAGCUGACUUUGCGCGUGCUUAAACUACGAUAGAGACUCGCUUCUCUAUCUGACAUAAUAUUAAUAAAUGUUAGUCUGCUAGUUAGUGGCAUUGAUAUGACAAAGUGGAAUAAAAUUAUUGUA